CACGCACAUUCCUGAUCCUGCUCUUGCUCCCAACGAACAACAGUUUAAAACUAUUUGGCCAAGCAUAAAAUUGAUGGUAAACAGACUCCGGAAGCGUGUUUGUCGGGAUUGUUGAUAACGGAAUUCAUCCCUGUGCCAUAUCUCAAAUUCAACAUGUCGAUGACAAAGAGGUCCUUGGGACUCAUCCUGGUGAUAGUGAUUGUGAUGAUUGGAUGCGCCCCCAAUGCAAAUGCUCAUGUGGCCCUGUCUUUUCCACCGGCCAGGAAAUAUGAUCUGGACUUUAUGGACACUUUUCGGACCGAAAAACCAUGUGGUAUGGCCAAAGGUGAUAUCAAAACAACCAUAGAAGCCGGAAAACCAUUGAAGAUCACUUGGCAUCUUGGCUAUCCACAUAAAGGUGGGUUUAAGAUCCAACUCUUAGGCCCCGAUGAAAAACUCAUCCAGGAUCUCACUCCGAGUGGUCUUUAUGCUGGAGAAGAUCGCCCCACAACUCAAGAAUACCAAAUUCAGGUGGACGAAGGUGUUCAAUGCCAAGGAUGCUCAAUUCGCUUGGAGCGCCAAGCACUAGAAUGGGGUGCUAAUUACCGGUUUCAAUCUUGCGCUGAUGUUGACAUUGUCAGCCCUGCAAACUACAAAUUGGAUUGCUCAGGUCAUGGACAAGCUUCAGGAUCCAGUUGCACGUGUGAUAAAACAUAUUUCGGGGAACGUUGUCAGUACAAGAAUGAUUGUGAAGAUGAUUCGGAUUGCAAUGACCGAGGAGACUGUAUUGAUAUCAAGGGCACCACUUUACCCAGAAAACAAUGCUUUUGUCAAUUCGGAUUCUUUGGACACACUUGCGAAAGGAAGUCGACCUUUGAUGACAACGCAAAUUUCACUCAGAAACCCGACCUUUACACGGUGGUUCCUGGGCGUGGCGUGGAUUUCUAUUAUCGAAUGAUUGAUGACGGCGAGUUCGAAGGCGUAAUUGCUGGCAAAUCAACCACACAUUAUGUGGCCGUUGGCUGGAGAGGAACAUACGUCGAUCAAACAUGCCGAUCUUUUCCUGAUGAUGCCUUAACUCCAGUGGAUCGAGGGUUCCAUCCCAUGGACUGUACCGAUAUGGUCAUUGGAACCGCCAUUGGCGAUCGGAGCAGAAUCGGAGAUUACUACACCAGAGAUAGGUCAACACCCCGCUUAGACAACUUUUAUGGAGGAGAAGAAUCUCUGUCUGGGGCUUUGGGUUGGGAGGUGGAUGGUCGGACCUACAUCAUGUUCCGAAAGCCAGUCAAGGCGAUUGAUGAUGCUGAUCACGACUUUCUGGGAACCCUGAGCUUUAUUUGGGCACAUGGUCAGGAAAAUGCAGAGUUUUAUACAGCUGAUGAGCUCAAAUAUCAUGGUGGAAAUCGUGGUCACAUGGAAAUUGAGGUGAGCUCGGGAACAUCCAUCACCAUUUCAGUUUCCUCAACAGUUAUGUGUCUCUUAUCUGUUUAUGUUUUGAGUAUGUAAAUAUACUUAUUGAUAUUUAAUUGUACAUUUUAAUGUGUAUAGAGAUGAAUUUCAUCGAACUAUUGUACAAUGGGUUCGAACUUUCAAGGUAAUUCAUAAGCUGGUUUCCAGUUGAAAGAAAGCAAAAUGAAAGUCAAAAGAUGUUGAAGACAAAAAUAUUUCAAUUAUACAUUUCUAUUUAGAUCCACACGUCAUUAAACAUGAAAUAUAUAUUCUCAGGUACCUCAUUUAAAGGAUAUUUUUCUGCAAUUUUGUUCUACGAUCUGAAUUACUUUAUUUCCAAAUCUAUGUUCGUAUAUUAAAAAACAGAACUGUUUUGCAAUAGGUCACAUUAAGUGAUUACAAUUCGCCUUCAAGUCCUCAUUCAACCUCAAGAAAGAUAGUCUUUAAGUUAUGAUUAUGCGACAAAUCCCAAAACGUGUUGCAGUAUUUUCAUCAAAACUAAUUAAGGCACAUUAGAAGACGUAUGCGUUUCUCUCAUUUUUCUAGUUUCCCAGGAAAACAAGCAACGAGCAAAAAUACACACUUGCUUUGACUAAAGUAUUGGGCAGGCAAGGUGUGAAAGGAUUUACAUAAAGCUUCUGGGUUGAGUGAUCACAUAGCUUACCUUGCGGAACUUCACGGUGCCUCCACCGUAAUCCAGGCUUCUAGGAUUGAAGGCAGAAUUUAUAUUCAGCUCUGUUAAACACUUCAUUGCGUGUAGCGAGAGCUCGAGAAGGUGAGUCACUGAUGCGAGAAGACACGGACCUGUGCAUCCCACACACUCAUUUUAGGCUAGGCACUUGCCAAGUACUGAAUGUCAUCCCCAACGAUCAAAACAACACGGAUCAUCAGAGGCAAUGAGAACCCAAGAGACCCAUACCGAGGGGUGCACGUGUUGUUGUUUCCAUUGUGGCUGCUUUGGAGGCUGGAGAUUGCCUUUGCCCAGUUGUUGCCACACAAUGCGAAGAUGGUUGUACAACUGUCGGGUUAUUCGGCAAAUGUUCCGUGAUUGUUGUAAAUGAAUGGGCCAAGAUGCACAGAUAUUAAACCCUGUUGACAUUUAAAGAACUGAUUUUGCCUUUUUCUUCCAUGUUGUUCAUAAAGGUAAGCAUUAAUUUAGGGUUUACUUGAAGUAUAGUUGUCGUGGUAUCAUGUUUAUGUGUAGUAAAACACGUGUCCAGCUAAAAUGUAGGUUGUCUGCGCUGCAUGUAUGCAUUUAAAGAAACAGAAAGUGACGUCAUAAAAUCUACAUAUAAUUAAUAGGGACUCCUAAAGUAUUGAAGUCUCAAAAGUGAAAUAGAUAACUAAUACGUAAUCCCAAAAAGGCAAGAUAUUCAAAAGCAAAGCAAAUGUUUAGAAAGAAUUUGAGACAUUUGAUGAAACAUGAUCGGUUGUGCAGGUUGUUUUUGCGUUUUUUCCUCAUGAAACUAAAAAGAAAAAGUCUUAAAAAUCAGCUUCCCUUUUGCAAUUAGUUUUUUUUAAUUACUUUUUUGUUUGUCACGGGCUUUUCCAACCGCUACGAGGAAUGCUAUCCCCAGUAUUAUUAGAAUGACAUGCUAUGCUUCGUGUAUUUGUUACCUUUUAAUCUUUAUUUAUGAUAUUUGAUCUACCAACGACUUUGAGUUGGCAGACCGAGCUAGUCCUUGAAUGAAGGGUUGAUUUGAUAAACUCUUUAAAAAUGUGUCUCAGUUUGACUUUAAAUAUGCUGCCUGAUCACCAAAGCUAACGUAUUCACUACGAAUAUUAGAGAGAGGCAAAUUAAACAAUGAAGGAGCCCGAGAAAGCAGAGAAGUGGACUUCAUUGUUCGACCUAGCCUGGAUUCUCGAGGACUUGAAGGUGCUCUCAAAACGCACAUUAAGCCUCUGCGGUCACUAGAAUUGACCCUAAAUCCUGGGUUGGGACAAAGCUCAUGGAUGCUUUUGAAGACGUACAGUAUCAGAUAUCUCUCACACCUUCUUUGAACAAUGUAGAGUCCCAACUUUUUAGUCUCUCUCAAUACGAGAGUUCUCUCAUAAGGACCCUUAUUUACAACGUCAGAUUAGAUUUUGAUAAAAAGGGCCAAAAACAACACAAACGCAUUAAAAUGAGAUCGGCCCAAUCGGCCUUUUUCUUGGUAGAGGCUGACUUGCAAAGCGCCCUCUGAAGUGCAGAUCGUAAACCGUAUUUCCAGCCCUUUGCAAAUGCUCCUUGACAAAAUCUGGUAUUGGGUAGGGUGCCACAUUAUUUCCUGUUAAUUUUGGAUUACCUGCUGUUUGAAGUCACUGUGCUUUAAGGAACUGCGCUAGCUUAAAACGUGAUCUAGAUUCAAUAUGGUAGAUCCCAUUGAAACCUAUCCAAUUAUAAAACCAAGUCAAAAACUGUAAAGUUCCUUUACAAUACCUUUCUGUUCAUUCCAUUCCACCAUUUUUGUCCAAGUUUUCGUUUUCUGCUCCAAAAAAACAUCUCCAAAAUGUUCAAUCUUUUCCAUUCUUCCAUAUUCCGUCACUUUUCGGCUUACCGCCAAUUGUAAUUUUCCGCCGCAACCAGCUUUUUCAUUCCGCCGGUUUUGAAUUAUUUCGCGGGGAAUGCCGCCACUUGCUAACCCUGAUUCAAGACCUGCCUGAACAAUUGACUUCUACAGGGUUAGUACCGUAAUCACAGAUCAUAUAACGACUAGAUGUCGCAUUGGCCCGACCUCAGUGCAGAGGAAAGUGGAUUUUAAGUCAACAACUCUGUACACCAAAAAAGAGGAGGGUGACUGCCUGAUCAGGAGUAACGACCUACAAUCACUGGGCCUUCAACGAACGCUAUGAGUGACAAGCUCACUCUGAAUCUGGCCACGCUGGCGGAUGAAAAAGCAUGAGUCACUGUACACCAAAAUUUAUGUACCAGCUGAUGAAGGCAAGUGUUCGCAUUUUUCCUCGCGCUAUGCGAGGUCUAGUCAUUAUAUGGUCUGUGACCGUAAUACUAUUUCUGGAGUUCAACUACCACGCCUUUGUAAAGCUUUACUCAUCCUUUACUGUAUAUGCUCAUCGCACUUUCCAUUAUUGUUGGGAACCACACCUAAAUCCUUCAUGGACAAGACCUGCUAAAUGAAACUGAGAUUUUGAUGAUAUAUUUAUUUGUCAUGCAAGGCAAACUGGAUGUCAGGUCGGAAAGCCAGAGAGACCCGUCACCUAGCAACACGGGAGAUUGAUGGUGAACAGGGGGAAGAUCCCGAGGAAGGUCUUGGUGCACACACAGGUGGCAUUGGGCUGAGCGAUGCAAAUGGGAGCGCACUUCAAUCGGCACCAAACCCUGGGCAAGAUCCUGAAAAUGACAAACCCCGCCAAGAAUUUCAAAUGAGUCUCUCAACCUAUAAGAACUAUUUUGGAUAAGCACGUACCUGUCUUGAACGCCGUUGCUAUCGUCUUCUUCGUCCUCAUCCACAUCAGCCUCAACGCCUUCAACCAGUUUGACCUCGGUGAGGACAUAUUGUUGAACAUCAUCGGGUAAAGGAUCCUCGGGUUCAGCAGGCAAAGCCAUGGAUAAUAAGGCCAUGCCCGAGAAGGCCAAAACGAUCGGAAAGAUGAAGGACUUGAUCAUGGUGUUUGUAGAUGGUUCU
Messenger RNA from Tigriopus californicus, 5051 nucleotides. RefSeq lists its product as uncharacterized. NCBI's taxonomy places the organism in Eukaryota, Metazoa, Arthropoda, Copepoda, Harpacticoida, Harpacticidae. The transcript has 10 exons. The record is from RefSeq and is a predicted model, not a curated record. Bases 154 to 1485 code for a protein of 443 amino acids.